UAUGAAUUCCAGGCGUUUAUCGAUGAAAUGGAAUCACACAGAACAAAGUCGUACUUUUUUGUAGAAUCAAUACAAUUAUAAUACCCACUUCGAAAGAAAAACAACAAUCCAUAAGUGAGAGAGAAAAUCCGAUGGGCGGCGGCGGCGGAGGCGGAGGUGUCCGUGGAAUUCUGCUGGACAGCUCUGUUCUUUUGGACUCCACCUCAAACGACAACGAAACUGCAUCACUUCGCUCCGGAGCUGACUAUUUACUUCGCAAGCUUCGUCAUUCCAACAUUCCGACGGGAAUAUGUUAUGCAGUAGGUCUUCAGGAAGCAAAGGUGAGCCUUCUUGAGAAGCUGAUUUGUGAAUUCUCAUUUGAGAGAUUCAUCUACAAUCGAUCUUCUAUAGAUGACACUAUAAAUGUGGUUUCUCAAGCUUGGGAGAACAAUGGUGGGAGUAUUAUGCACGUGGUUUUAAACAACUUUGAAGGGAUUCUUCCAAAUGCAUCUAAUUUUGGUUGGAUGAAUGUUGUUGUAAAUGGUGAUGGUGAUGGCUUGAGUAAAGAUCCAACCGGGAUUUGUAUAAAGAAACUAGAAGAGUUGCCUAUGAUAAUAUGUGAGUUGAAUAAAAAGUCAAGUGAGGAUAACGUGGUUGUGGGUUAUAUUAUGAAGCCCUCUCGUGAAGCAGAUUUUGCAAAGAGAGGUGCAUUUCCACUAAACCCUACCCAAAAUGGCUUGAUAUUUUUGCCUCUCACAUUUGAUCUCCCUAUAUUAUCACAAUUGAAAAAAGUGGACAUUAUUAUCCAUAAAGCAACCGAUGAAAUUUCAUCAAUUGAAAGAAGCAAUUCCUCUAGUAAGAUCAUUUACACCACAGGAAUGCUGGAAUUGCAGAGGUGUAUAGGUGAACUUCCAGAUUGUUGUGUGAUCGAUCCAUUUGAUAACAUUUUUCCAGUUGUGGAUCGAUUGAGAAUUCAAGAAAUCUUAUUAGGAUUGGUUGAACUUAAAACAGAAAGUCAAUGCAAUAUCAGAGGGCCUUAUUUUCUAAAGGUUGAUAAUUUUGAGGAUCUUGAAUUGGAAAAAAGGCUCCAUGAUGCUAAAUUAUGUCUACCAAGUAUUGUAAAACCUCAAGUUGCAUGUGGUGUAGCUGAUGCCCAUAGUAUGGCUAUUGUCUUUAAAGCUGCUGAUUUCCCAGGUUUAAAUGUUCCUCUUCCAGCAAUUGUGCAGGAAUAUGUGGAUCAUUCAUCAACUCUUUUCAAAUUCUAUGUUUUGGGGGAAAAGGUAUUCUAUGCAGUGAAAAAUUCAACACCAAAUGCCAAUAUCUUGAAGAACUUAUCUGAAAGCAAUCAAUUCCAACCUCUACUCUUUGACAGUUUAAAAUCUCUUCCUACUGAUGGAAACAAGAAGCCUUCAGAGAUGAAAGAACAUGAUCUUGAUCUUGAUCUUGAUCUUGUUACUGAUGCUGCAAAUUACCUUAGAAGUGUUCUUGAUCUCACAAUCUUUGGCUUUGAUGUUGUUAUUGAGGAAGAAACACGAGAUCAUGUUAUUGUGGAUGUAAAUUACUUGCCAUCAUUCAAAGAAGUGGCUAAUGAUGUUGCAAUUCCUGCAUUUUGGGAUGCUAUCAAGAUGAAGUAUCUUUUGUUUAGAAAGAGAGAGAAUGAAAAUCGUGUUUGAUAGCAUGUUUUAAUAAAGAAUCACAAUACAAUUGUUGUUUGCAAUCUUGU
Molecule: messenger RNA, 1702 nt
Organism: Lactuca virosa
Lineage: Eukaryota; Viridiplantae; Streptophyta; Magnoliopsida; Asterales; Asteraceae
Source: the annotation of a GenBank genome assembly